This is a messenger RNA of Esox lucius (northern pike), 1181 nucleotides long. RefSeq names its product transmembrane protein 187 (gene tmem187). Lineage: Eukaryota; Metazoa; Chordata; Actinopteri; Esociformes; Esocidae. Gene Ontology annotation, cellular component: transport vesicle. The record is from RefSeq and is marked provisional.
AAAACAAAUGAAGUAAAAUGAGUGUGUAAACACAUUUCAGUUUCUCAUUGUCUUUAAAAAAAACAUUUUCAUAUAAGUGCAAAGAAAUAUAACCGCUUACAAUGAAGUCGGCAUUCAUACACGUUUUAUUGCCACUUUGUUUUUGUCUUGCUUUGGCGAACACAAGUCUUUUCGACAGCGUUCUUGUGGACAUGAACUAUGAUCACUACGCAGAGAAGAACCUCGAAUCCCUACCCUGUUACCUGGCAAUGCCAUUCAACUCUUUGAUCAACUUGGGAUACCUUUACAUUGGCAUUUAUUGGCUACUACAACAAACGGACAGCAAAGGAGACCCUAAGGCAGGUUACGUUAAAGAUGUAUUCGCACUUAUGGCUAUUGCCUACGGACCAGUGCAGUGGGUGCGCCUCGCAACCCUCCGACGCGCGCCCUCGGUGUUGGACCAAUGGGUCACGCUUCCCAUCUUUGCGUGGGUACCGGUGUGGUGCCAGUUUAUAGAGAAUGGUUGGCGGCCACGGUACACGUUUGCGGUUGAGUUGUGCGCCAUUCUCAGCUAUGGUCUUUCGCUGUUGCACGACCAAGGGUUCGAGGUGGCCCUCGGAAUUCAAGUGACAUUCGCAGUCAUCAAAGGUUUCGGGGUGCAUCGAAAAUAUGGAGAUUUCCGCUCCCAGAGAUAUUUGGUUCUCGCGCUGCUGUCCUGCAGCGGGUUCGUGGUGUUGAAGGUGUUGGAUCACACCCUGGCGAAGUACCGAUUGUUCCAACACCUCACUGGACACUUCUGGUCCAAGGUGUGUGACAUCCUGCAGUUCCACUACAGUUUCUGCUUUCUCACGCACCUCACAAACAGAGGUUUAAAACGGACUGAAUAGGUCUGACCUAACCGUUACUUACGUUGCUGAUCGUCUAACCGCAACUAUUGAUUCAGUUUAGUUCAUACACUGAUAAAUUGUGUGAAAGAAACAAAGCCCACUUCAAUGACAGUUGUGACUGUGAAAACAGGAAAGCAACACUUCAGAAAGCUGAGUUAGACAAUUGUCAGAUUAUAUUACUUUAUAUGAGGAAUGCAUACUCAUAAGAUUGGAAAUAUCAACAUCCCUCUUAAGAAAUGUCAACAAGUGCAAGAAAGACAUAAUAUUUCAAAUACAGUCAUUUCCAUAAUAUUUCAAUUAAAACAAAUCUAUACU